Molecule: messenger RNA, 580 nt
Organism: Magallana angulata
Lineage: Eukaryota; Metazoa; Mollusca; Bivalvia; Ostreida; Ostreidae
Exons: 2
Coding region: 52-402 (116 amino acids)
Source: RefSeq, a predicted model, not a curated record
UUGGAGACAGCACCAGAGGGAAACAUCCGGUUCAUGUAGAUAUCCGCCAUCAUGAAAACAUCCCAGUUUUUAAGUGGUUCCAUGGUGGUGGCGGUGGUGGCUGCUGAAGUUAUCAGCUGGGGAUGGCAGUGGUACCUGACCAGAACUUUUUACACCGGGGUUUUAGCAAAUUGUGCACUGGCCUGUGUAUUGAAAUACACUAAAGAGACUCUGUGGUGGGCGCGUGGACUGAAGGACUCCGCCCUUCUGUCGCUGUAUGUGACCACUCUGUAUGUGGGCCUUCAGGCACCACACGAGGUCAGCGGUGGUGUCCUUAGCACGGUGUUCUUUCUGAUCAGUGUCUCCCAGAAGUUCCUCGUCAGUUUGGUUAUUGUUGUGGUGUUAGAUAAAGUUCGAUUUUAAAAAAUCAUACACGUUCAUAUAAAAAUUUUUUUACUGUGUGUCUGGGUUAUUAAAGUUGACUUUUGUGAAUUUUUAGCACUGGAAUCACAAGGAAAUCAAUUUGAAUAAAACUAAAUUGUACUAUACAUUUUGUCUUGUCUUGAAAUUAUAAAUAUGUAGAUGUAAUAAAUGGCUAUUA